AUGAACACCUUCCUGCUCUCUGCACUGUGCCUCCUUGGGGCCUGGGCCGCCCUAGCAGGGGGAGUCACCGUGAAGGAUGGAGAGUUCUCCUUUUCUCUGGAGUCAGUGAAGAAGCUCAAGGACCUCCAGCAGCUCCAGGAGCCUAGGAGGUCUAGAAAUACUGGUGGAUCCCUCGUUCCCAUCCUCUGUAGCUCCCUGAGGUUUCCCGAAGAACUCAAGCCUCUCUGCAAGGAGCCCAAUGCCCAGGAGAUCCUGGAGAGGCUCGAGGCCAUCGCCGAGGAUCCGAGCACGUGUGAGAUCUGUGCCUACGCUGCCUGUGCUGGAUGCUAG
Messenger RNA from Globicephala melas (long-finned pilot whale), 330 nucleotides. It is a transcript of the gene GUCA2A, whose product is annotated as guanylate cyclase activator 2A. The record is from RefSeq and is a predicted model, not a curated record. Lineage: Eukaryota; Metazoa; Chordata; Mammalia; Artiodactyla; Delphinidae. Gene Ontology annotation, molecular function: guanylate cyclase activator activity. Gene Ontology annotation, cellular component: extracellular region.